AUGGUCGCUACCACGAUAUCGCCAGAGGCGCCUGUCAAUGGCAUUGCGCCCGCAAAGUCCAAUGGCGUUGUCGUUGUAACAGAAUUGAAGCAACACGACCACCACCAUCACCACGAGCCUACCGCGGUCAGUGCCAACCAAGAAACCAUCCGGGCGCCGCUACCGAACCCUUCGCUGGUAGUCACAGCCGAUCACCAGCUCAAGGCAGAGGAAGCGCCCGUUCUCGCACCAAAGGCGGGAGAGGCAUUGGUCCACGUCAAGGCUACCGGAGUGUGCGGGUCUGACAUCCACUUCUGGAAGACGGGCCGCAUCGGAACGCUUGUGUUCGAGGGAGACUGCAUCAUCGGCCACGAGGCAGCAGGUGUCGUCAUCCGCGUUGGCGAGGGCGUCAAGAACCUCAAGGCGGGAGACCGCGUCGCGAUCGAACCAGGCGUGCCCUGUGGCGAAUGCUUCCUCUGCGUCGACGGACGGUACAACCUCUGCGAAGAUGUCCAGUUCUCUGGCGUUUACCCAUACCAUGGCACGAUCCAGCGAUACAAGUGCCACCCGGCCAAGUGGCUUCACAAGCUCCCCGACAACAUCUCCUACGCCGAAGGCGCCCUCCUCGAACCCUUGAGCGUUGGCAUGCACGGCAUCCGCACCGCAGGCCUCUCUCUCGGCGUCGGCGCUGUCGUAUGCGGUGCAGGCCCCAUCGGCCUUGUCACCCUCGCCGCGGCGCGGGCCUCGGGCGCUCACCCGCUCGUCAUCACCGACAUUGAGCCCUCCCGCCUCGCCUUCGCCAAGACGCUGGUCCCGAGUGUCAUUACGUACAAGAUUGACCCCGCGCUUGGCAACGAGGGCAACGGCAAGGCUAUUCGCAAGCUGUUUGGCGACGACGAGUACAGCGCGCCCAGAACGGUGCUUGAGUGCACCGGUGUCGAGAGCAGCAUCUGCACUGCCGCUUUCACUGUUCGUCGUGGUGGUACGGUUAUGGUUAUUGGUGUUGGAAGGGAGAUUAUGAACAACUUGCCAUUUAUGCACAUUUCUCUUGCCGAGAUCAAGCUCGAGUUCAUCAACAGAUACCGCGACACAUGGCCUGCGGGUAUCGCCUGCCUGAGCAGCGGCAUCCUCGACCUCAAGAGCCUCAUUUCUCACACUUUCCCUCUCGAGAAGGCAGUCGACGCCCUUACCCUCGCGUCAGACUACAGAAAUGGUAGCAUCAAGGUUCAGAUUGUAGAUGAGACUGACUCGCCCAUCUUCUGA
Colletotrichum abscissum is the source of this 1242-nucleotide messenger RNA. RefSeq names its product sorbitol dehydrogenase. The record is from RefSeq and is a predicted model, not a curated record. The transcript is spliced from 4 exons. Gene Ontology annotation, biological process: D-sorbitol catabolic process. The coding region runs from base 1 to 1242 and encodes 413 amino acids. Lineage: Eukaryota; Fungi; Ascomycota; Sordariomycetes; Glomerellales; Glomerellaceae. Gene Ontology annotation, molecular function: zinc ion binding; L-iditol 2-dehydrogenase (NAD+) activity.